Capra hircus (goat) is the source of this 1196-nucleotide messenger RNA. It is a transcript of the gene CMC4, whose product is annotated as C-X9-C motif containing 4. The record is from RefSeq and is a predicted model, not a curated record. NCBI's taxonomy places the organism in Eukaryota, Metazoa, Chordata, Mammalia, Artiodactyla, Bovidae. The transcript has 6 exons. Gene Ontology annotation, cellular component: mitochondrial intermembrane space. Bases 744 to 980 code for a protein of 78 amino acids.
GCCGGCCGCCGGCAGGACGUGGGGCCGGGCUCGGGGGCGGCAGGGAGGCGGCGCUGUCGGGCCGCGGGCGGACGUGGUGUGUGAGGAACGGGCGGACGACCGGGCCAGCGCCUCCUGCUCGCCGGCGCCCAUUUUGCCCUCCCGCCGAGAAGAGCCGUGCGCGGCCUACACGCUCCGGGGACCUCCCGCCAGCGGCAUCGCUGCCCCCGCCGGCCUUCUCGCGCCCAGGGGACGCUCUUUGGAAAUUGGGUCCCGAGUUAAGGUUUUCUUUUAUUUUGUUUCCAAGUUAGGGGCCUUGAAUUUGGGACCACUCUUUCACUGGACCACUUCCGGUAACCGGCCGGUAACUUCGGUUCGGUGACCUCGGCUCGGAAUGCGCCUCGGCUCGCCCCGGGCUCACGUCCCGAUCUCGGCUUGAGUGGCCCGGGGUGGGUGACCUGAAGUUGUAGCCUCGCUGCUCUUGAGGCGGAUUAAUUAGCCCAAGAAACACUAUAUUCAUGAGACGAGCUUCCUAAGGGCCCGAGUUCAGCAAGUUCAGGUUCCUUUAGGUGACGCAGCCAGGCCAAGCCACCUUCUCACCUCCCAGCUACCUCUCAUGUGGCAACUCUACCCCGAGGAGCGCUACAUGGACAACAACUCUCGCUUGUGGCAAAUCCAGCAUCAUUUAAUGGUCAGGGGCGUACAGGAACUGUUGCUUAAGCUUUUGCCUGAUGAUUAACCGGGUGCUGGGAUUCUAGGAAGAGAUGCUCCACUGUUCUGUUCAUUUUCUGGAUAUGCCGCAGAAGGAUCCGUGCCAGAAACAAGCCUGUGAAAUACAGAAAUGUUUACAAGCCAACAACUACAUGGAAUCUAAGUGUCAGGCUGUCAUCGAAGAACUGCGUAAGUGUUGUGCUCGAUAUCCCAAGGGAAGAUCUCUCAUCUGCUCAGGAUUUGAGAAAGAAGAGGAAGAAAAGCAGACACUGAAGUGCACACCACAGUAAAGUUCUACCGAGAACCGAAACACUGCUCUACGUUUCCACCAUGCGGGUUUUAUUUAUCCGCCUGACUCUUUCUUCAGGCCAGGUAGCAGCAAAUAUCCAAUGAAAAAGUCAACUAUAAAAGUUAAUAUGCCAUCUAUGCAGAACAAAUAUAAAUAUAUUGAACAAAUGUGUAGAAUGGGAUAAACUUGAGCUGCUAAAAUAAAUCUUUUCAGUGAA